UGGAACGCAAAAGCACUUAAGUACUACCACCAUGGAUGAGGAGCAGUGCUACUACAAUGAAACCAUCGCCUUCUUCUACAACCGCAGUGAUAAACCCCUCGCUAGUGACUGGAAUACUGUCAGCCGGCUUGUAAUGGGCCUAGGCAUUACUGUGUGCAUCUUCAUCAUGCUUGCCAACCUCCUGGUAAUGGUCGCCAUCUAUGUCAACAGGAGAUUUCACUUCCCUAUUUACUACCUGAUGGCCAACCUUGCAGCUGCUGACUUCUUUGCUGGAUUGGCAUACUUCUACUUGAUGUUUAACACAGGACCAAACACAAAGCAUCUGACCGUUUCAACAUGGUUGCUGCGCCAAGGCUUGAUUGAUACAAGUCUAACAGCGUCUGUGGCCAACCUACUGGCCAUUGCUAUCGAGCGGCACAUCACUGUCUUUCGAAUGCAGCUUCACACACGUAUGAGCAACCGACGUGUGGUGGUGGUGAUUGUCAUAAUCUGGACUAUGUCCAUUGUGAUGGGGGCAAUCCCCAGCUUGGGGUGGAACUGUAUCUGUAGCCUUAAAACCUGUUCCAACAUGGCUCCUCUUUAUAGCAACUCCUACCUGGUCUUCUGGGCAGUGUUUAACCUGGUGACUUUUGUGGUCAUGGUAACACUGUAUGCCCACAUUUUUGUCUAUGUACGACAGAGAACCAUGAGGAUGUCGCGGCACAGCUCUGGACAAAGACGCAACAGAGAUACAAUGAUGUCACUGCUGAAAACCGUGGCCAUUGUGUUGGGUGCGUUUAUCAUCUGUUGGACACCCGGCUUGGUUAUCCUACUCCUCGACGUCUUCUGCUCCCACUGCACCGUCCUCACCUAUGAGAAGUUCUUUCUACUCAUCGCAGAGUUCAACUCGGCCAUGAAUCCCAUCAUCUACUCCUACCGUGACAAGGAGAUGAGCGCCACCUUCAGGCAGAUCUUGUGCUGCCAGCGGCAGGAAAACAUCAACGGGACGGCGGCGGCGGACGGAUCUGACCGGUCUGCGUCUUCCAUCAACCAUACGGUGCUGGGCACUGGCGGCAUACUUCAACACCAUCACCACAACAAUGAACACUCGGUGGUAUAAAAAUACAAGAAGGAAGCAAAAUGUUUUGAACAUACUGACUUAAAAAUGAUAAAUGGUCAAAAGGGAUUCGGAGCAUGGCGUCGACUGAAAACUGUGGUGUACAUUUGUGACUAAAAACAGGUGAUUAUGAAGAAGCGAAGAGCGACUAUGAUGAAAGAUGAAGACUUCAUCUGUUUAAAAAAGAA
This is a messenger RNA of Nematolebias whitei (Rio pearlfish), 1284 nucleotides long. It is a transcript of the gene lpar1, whose product is annotated as lysophosphatidic acid receptor 1. Gene Ontology annotation, cellular component: membrane. The record is from RefSeq and is a predicted model, not a curated record. The transcript has 3 exons. NCBI's taxonomy places the organism in Eukaryota, Metazoa, Chordata, Actinopteri, Cyprinodontiformes, Rivulidae. Bases 32 to 1099 code for a protein of 355 amino acids. Gene Ontology annotation, biological process: neurogenesis; phospholipase C-activating G protein-coupled receptor signaling pathway. Gene Ontology annotation, molecular function: lysophosphatidic acid receptor activity.